Molecule: messenger RNA, 618 nt
Organism: Meloidogyne enterolobii
Lineage: Eukaryota; Metazoa; Nematoda; Chromadorea; Rhabditida; Meloidogynidae
Source: the annotation of a GenBank genome assembly
UUUAUGCCUGCUAUCAGCAAAUUUUUGCAUCUUUCGCCUUUAUUACACAAUGCUCGUCAAAUUGCUCCUCGGAGUGAUUUAGUUUAUUUUCUUCUCGUAGGGAAUGGACAACAGACAGUAAUUAAUGUUCGUCAUUCUGGUCAUGCCUGGGUUUUUCGUCGGCGUCAAGGACAACUAAUUAGCAACAAGCUUAAGGACGGUGGUCAUUUUUAUAUUGUUGGACUUGGAUUAAUUCCUGGCUUUCUUCUUUUGAUUGUAGUACAUGCUAUAUUCGGUAGUCAAUGUGAACUUCAAGAAUACCCAAAAGAAGGUGAACAGCCUCCUCAUUAUUGGCAAUUUGAGAGAACACCUUUACGACAAUUUUUAGCCCGUUAUAUUACUCCAAGCGAUAUGCAAUAUCACGAGUCUUGGGCUUCGCGUUUUUCUCAUUGGCAAAUUAGAAAUCGAUGGAAUAGAAUUGAGGCUCGUGUUAAACAUUUAAUUGCUGAACGACAGGAUUAUAAAGCUUAUCAUUACCAUCCCGUUACCGUUGAAUGGUUGGAUCAUGCUAAAAGACGUGCUGCCAUGUUUGAGCAACAUUAUUUUGCUUCUGCCAGUGCAACAACUAGGAUGGAGUAA